Molecule: messenger RNA, 3206 nt
Organism: Gryllus bimaculatus (two-spotted cricket)
Lineage: Eukaryota; Metazoa; Arthropoda; Insecta; Orthoptera; Gryllidae
Source: the annotation of a GenBank genome assembly
AUGGCGAGUGUAUCUUCACCAUCAAUGGUUACACCAAGCAGGAGUUUCCAGUCACUCUCUCGUUCCUUGCCUCCCCAAGAUUCUAUGUUGAGUUCUCCAACACACCCCAAAUCUCUUCGUUCUCCUCCCACCAGUCGUAUCACAUUCUCUUCCCCUGAGCUCUCUCAUUCCCCAGGAAAUUCUUCUCAGUCAAGUUCACCAAGUUCCACUGCUCCCAACAGCCCUGCAGGGGCACCUGCUACCAAUACUGUGCAUUAUCAACGACCUUCAACUCUUCAUGGUCUGAAGCACAAACUUCAUUCAGCUGCCAAAAGUAUUCAUUCUCCUAGUCGGCGUAAAUCAGUAGGCCAUAUCCCAUUGUCUCCACUUGCCAGAACUCCAUCACCAUCUCCUCUUCCAUCUUCUCCCACUCGCUCCCCAAGUCCUCUUGCUUUUCCAGCUGGUCACCAACCAGGGAGUUCCAAUACAACACAGUCUUAUAGCCCUGGUACUUCAUUGACUACUCCUGGGUCUGGUGGGAAAAAAGGGUUUAAUCGCCCUAAGAGUGCAGAACCAGGUUCACCACUUUUGCGAAGAGCUCUGUCUCCUGACCGAUUGCACCCUCGCAGUGCAGAGAGUAAAGUUAAACCUAUUUCUACCUCUAUAUCUCCUCUCUGCAAUACUGCAUUAAAAGUGACUGUUUCUGCAGCACCUAGAGUGACUAUUACAUCUCAGUCGCCUCCUGUAUCAUCACGACCUCCUCCUGAAUAUGCAAGUGGUGUUGAGCAAGUUGUUACUUCUAAGCCUCCUGAGCACCCCCAUCUGUCCAGGGCAACACGGGAUUUGCCAGCAGACAAAGUUCUCACUUACCCAGAGCAAAGAGUGGAAAGGAGAGAGAGGAAGUCUGGAAGUGAGGCCUCACUCUUACCUCUUGCCCAAGGGCUAGUCUCUCAGGAGCAUGUCCUUCACUGCACUGCAUUGAGUGCCAGUGAUUACUUGAAAAUAGAGCAUAGGAACUCAGCAAAUGUUUCUACUGUUGUCCCAAGUGAUAGAACGACUCAGCCUUUACCUCGAAUUGCAGAAGAGAAAGACUCUCCCACCAACAGCAAAGAUGAUGCGUUAAAGUGUCUCCAGAAUAUAGUGUCCUCUGCACCCUCCAUUGUUUCUACAACUACAGUUCAUGUAUCUACUACUGCCCCUGUAUCUACAACAAUAGCAGCUUUAUCAGCAACAAUUUCAACUGUAACAAGUACAGUAUCUGUGUCAGGCCCAGUAACAUCUAUUUUUGCUGCUGUACAGUCUCCUGCAGUGCCUGCUUCAAAUAGCAGUAAACCAUUGAUAGACUCGAAUUCAUCUUUAGAAUCUGAAGCUAAACAAAAAACCAGUGCAUUAAGAAAUGUAGAUAGUGCAGGGAAGAAGGGAAAAGGAGACAGUAAAAACGAAGCCAGUAAAUCCCGCCAGGAUAGCAAAAGUGAUACUUGUAAAAGUAAGCCUUUGGAAUCAAAAUAUUCCAAGAGAGUAGAGGAUAAGGUAAGCGCCAGUGGCCCAGGUGCCAGAGGAGACUGGAAAAAUCGGCAGAAAGAGUCAGAAUCUCCUAACAUGAAAGAGAAGCCAAAGAACACUGGUAUUGAUCGGGAGUCCAAAAACAGUGCAGCUGAUAUAUCAACAGGAAGUCAGGAGACUAGUGGCAGUUUUCAGGGCACAAAAUGGCAUGGUCAAGACAAAAAAGAUAUGUUCCUUGGAGGUAAUUGUAAAGAAAACUAAAUUGAAAUUGUUAUUGCAAUUUUGAAAAAUGAAACAGCACUUGCUUCCGUGAAUAUUAUUGUCUGGCUAAAAAAUUUUCUUUAUGUAUAGUGUAGAUUGUAAAUGCUUUUGUUUGUAUAUAGAAUUCAAGUUACUAACUAAUGUAUUAUAUGUUUAUGUUUGUAAAUAAAAUAUUCUGAAGUUGGCUGGCAGGCAACUUAAAUUGAAAUCGUUUCCAAUUUGUAAAAAAUAUUUAUUUUAUUAACGUUUUGAAAGAAAAUUGUGAUAUAAAAUAAUCCUGUCAUAGGAUUACGUAUAUUAAAUUAGGAGUGGAGGUAUAAGAAUGUUAACAUGGUGUUUUGUUUCUCAGAGGAGCAAGAGACAAAAUUAGGAUGGAAUUUGCAUACAUUGGUAUGAUUUCAGUUCAUAAGUAAAAAGUAGUGUGCAAUUUUCAUACUUAUGGUAUAUUUUCAUACUUUUAUUUCUUUAGUAUUCUACCAUUUUGAGAAAAGGAACUAGAAAUAGCACCAUGUAAAUUUAAUCUCAUGUACCCUAACUUACCUUGUAAAAUGUUUUGUUUUUAUUGUAUAUAAAUCAGUUUUAGAUAUGGAACUCUUCAAAGGAAAAUUAUUUGUCAUUCCCUUUUUUUCAUUGGGGUUGCAGUAUUUUUUUAUUCUCAGAUUGGACUGUCUAAACAACUAUUAUUUGCCAUAGAAACAUGACAAUACUGUAUCAUAGUUGUAAUAAAUAUUACCGUUUCCAAACUUUUACUGUAUUCUGGAUUGUAGAUACCGAUAUCAAUGUGUCUGAUAUUCUACAAUAGUUGAAUCGCAUAGUAAAAACCUUCCACUGCACAUGCACCAAAAUUUUGAUUUUCAGCUCCUCUCUCUCUCUCUCUCUCUCUCCCCCCCUCCCCCUAACCCUUGGCUGCUACCAGUAACCUUCUGUACCUUCAUCAAUUAUGUUGUGGCCAUGCAUUCAGUAUCAAUGACGGUUAAUGCUCUUCAAGCAUGAUAGCCUCAAGUGGAGGGUGCCAAUCCCAUGGCAUUAGUUGACUGUUGGAUAGUAGCAAUCAUUCUGGUAUCUGCCAACCUGUCAGCUUAUUGAGGUUUAGUUGCUUGGAGAGGCUUUCCUUAGGCCUGAAGCUCUGCCUUCAACUGGUUUUUACUAUGCGGUACAUCUAUAACUUGUAUUAGGUACAGUAUGUACCUUAUGUGCCACUAGACUUAAAAGAUGAUGCUUUACAAAGUGGGAAUGUCACGGACAUUACAUGUGAAUGCUGUUGAGUUAGUGUUAAUUGCUGGUUUCUGGGAGUGUUUAUUGAGCCACUCUCUCAUUGGAAAUUUGGAAAACAAGUGCAGUGGUGUACUCUAGCAUGUUUUCAGUGUUGGGUGAAAAACUGCUUUACUGUAUUUGGUAUAUAAAUCUGUAUUUUGAAAAUGUGAAUUCUCAUAUGUAUUUAAUAUAAUUACUAGCUCAAAAAA